Messenger RNA from Anopheles merus, 1568 nucleotides. RefSeq names its product zinc finger protein 726-like. NCBI's taxonomy places the organism in Eukaryota, Metazoa, Arthropoda, Insecta, Diptera, Culicidae. The record is from RefSeq and is a predicted model, not a curated record. The transcript is spliced from 4 exons. The coding region runs from base 451 to 1434 and encodes 327 amino acids.
GUGCCAGCCUCACUUUUGCGCGAACUGUCGAAUGGAAUUGGUGUGACUGGGGAGUUGACAUCAGUUGGACCCGUUGCCAUAGUAACGUGAACCUGUCAGUGAAGGCCAAGAAUGGUAUUCUGUGCAUCAUAGUAGCUAGGCAAGUGAUAAAGAAAGGACAAUUUAGGACAAGAGUAUUGUGAACAUCGAAUCUUUUUUUCGAAUCGAAUCAAGCAGAAUAUAGCUUUUUUGUCAAGUAGUGAAUCAAACAUUCCCCAUUGGAUUUAAUCCGGAAGAACAUUUUAAACUUCUAUCCCGGAUAUUUGUGUUAUUUUAUGUGAAUGUGACCUACCGAAAGAAAUAGAGACUAUUGCAAAAAACGUUUCUCUGUCGCGUGUAUUGUUCGCUUCAACUGUCCGGUAUUGGAAACAUCCUGUUCCUAUCAUCCCGGAGCGGAAUUAACAACUUAAAAUGGAUUGGGACAUCGUUGACAUUUUUAAUUUCCACCCGGAGAACCAGGAGCUAGACAUUGGCAUUCAAUCAAUCCUGCUGAGGGAAUCGAGCUUCAUCACAACACUUCCACAAACUGAGGACGAAUCUUCAGAAUGCCACAACACAUCAAUGAUCCAUUCAUUUUCAUCCUGGAAGCCUUCUAAAUGCAUAUCUCCAGCGUUGGAGCUUCGCAAUUCCCACCAGUUGUCCGACACAUUGUCCUGUUUAGAGGAGAUGGAAGUACCACGCGACAUGUUCGAGGAACCCAACGACAGUUUGAACAAGGCUGUCGUUCCCAUUUCACCUCCAGACAACUGCUCCAGGGAUUCUAGUCUGCGUGACAAACAACUCCACACUGACAACAACCUCCAGCCGGGGGACGAAAGGCCUUUCCAGUGUGCCAUCUGUCCCAAGGCGUUCCGGCUUUCCUCCACACUGUCUGCACACAAGAAGCUGCACGACCAAAGAGGACCCAGUCUACGGUGUGAGACGUGUGGACGAGCCUUCACGCAACCCAGCGCUCUCUCCAGCCAUCGACUGUUGCAUCGGUCGGAUCGGCCACACAGCUGCAGUCUCUGUGGAAAGCAGUUCGUUCGGCUGCAUGCCCUCAAGACACACGUGCUUAGUCACGCGAACGAACGACCCUACGAGUGUGACCAGUGUGGAAAAGCUUUUACCGAAAAGCACGUGCUCGUACGCCAUCGCAAGACGCACAGUGACGACCGGCCCCAUGCAUGUGCCGUUUGCUCGAAGGCCUUCAAGGAGCGGUAUGACCUGCUGCGCCACACGCUCAUUCACAGUGGACUGCGGCCGCACAAGUGUCCCGAUUGCUCCAAAACCUUCGUCCAAUCCAAUGCACUGGUUAAACAUCGAAAGGGUCACGAACGGGAACGCACCGUUGGCCAUCAUCAGUUGAACGCAGCUUCCUUUGCUGUAACUAGGGCCGAAACUACGUGUUGCUAAGUGGAACAAUGACGCAGUGAGAGAAGCAACAAGUGUUAAUGUUGAUUUGCAGAGUGUAAAUAGAAACGUGUUUGAGCAAAUGUUAUUGUGAGCGUCUUUGGAACGGCAUUCGGAGGAAGUGUCCAGUUAAAUAA